This is a messenger RNA of Tupaia belangeri chinensis (Chinese tree shrew), 1938 nucleotides long. RefSeq names its product vomeronasal type-2 receptor 26. NCBI's taxonomy places the organism in Eukaryota, Metazoa, Chordata, Mammalia, Scandentia, Tupaiidae. Gene Ontology annotation, biological process: G protein-coupled receptor signaling pathway. Gene Ontology annotation, cellular component: plasma membrane. The record is from RefSeq and is a predicted model, not a curated record. Gene Ontology annotation, molecular function: G protein-coupled receptor activity. Bases 1 to 1938 code for a protein of 645 amino acids. The transcript has 6 exons.
AUGGAGGGAACUUAUUGUGUUCUUUUGAUGGAGACAUAUUUCCUGCUUUAUUCAGACUUGAGGCGCUUCUACUUCUACCCGUGGAGUAAGUAUUUCCUAACGCUGUCCCCUCUGUUUAGGUACCAAUGGAAGAACUACAGAUAUGUAUUGGCCUUUUACUUUGCCAUUGAGCAGAUCAAUAAAAGUCCCCAUUUGCUCCCCAACCUCUCCCUUGGUUAUGAUUUGUACAAUGCACUUCCCAGUGAUAAAAAUACUUUAGAAAGUGCUCUAUUUUUGCUCACUGGAGGGUAUCAGUCCCUGCCAAACUACAACUGCCAGAUACAGAAAAAGCCAGUUGCUAUUAUUGCAGGAAACAUGCCAACAUUUUCAGCCCAAGUUGGAACCCUAUUGGAGCUCUACAAAAGUCCACAGGUCACAUGUGGUCCUUUUGAUCCCAUCCUUAGUGAUAAAGACCAAUUUCCAUCAGUUUAUCAGAUGGCCAACAAGGACACCUCUUCAGCUUAUGGAAUCAUCUGGUUGUUGCUGCAUUUUGGCUGGACGUGGGUGGCACUCUAUGUAUCUGAUGAUAUGCAAGGGGAACAGUUUCUCCAGGAUGUAAAGGCAAAGAUGACAGAAAAGGAUAUCUGUGUGGCCUUUACAGAAAAGCUCCCUGCCACAAAAGGUGUCUUUUUAUAUCGUGAGUUUUUUGUUCUUCAUCCAUUUCUGAGGAAAAGCCAGUUGAUAAACAGCAUUGUGUAUAACAAGCCCCUGGAUGAAAAAAGAAAAAUGAUACAGUAUGAUAUCCUCAAUCUUGUGAGAUUUUCUAAUCACAGUUUGCUGUUGGUUAAAGUAGGAGAUUUUGUCUACAGAAGCACCAAAGAUCAAGGCUUGGUCAUCAAUGAAGAGAUGAUAAAAUGUUAUGCUCAGACUCCAGAAUCUGUGUGUAGUCACAGCUGUGUUCCUGGAUUUCAAAAACUUCCCCAAGAAGGAAGACCUGUUUGCUGCUUUAUUUGUGUCUUGUGCCCAGAGUCAGACAUUUCAAACCAAACAAAUGCAAAGCAGUGUAUCCAGUGCCCAGCUCAAGAGUAUCCAAACAGUGAAAGAACUCACUGCCUCCCCAAGCCUGUGACAUUCCUGGCUUUUGAGGAUGCUUUGGGAACAGCCAUGGCCUGUAUGGCUCUGUGCUUCUUUGUCCUCACAGCUAUAGUUUUGGGAGUCUUUGUGAAGCACAGAGACACUCCCAUUGUCAAGGCCAACAACCAGGCUCUCAGCUUUAUUCUGCUCAUCUCCCUCCUGCUGUGCUUCCUCUGCUCCUUGCUCUUCAUUGGCCAUCCUAAUACAACCACCUGUGUCCUCCAACAAGUUGCAUUUGGCCUUGUGUUCACUGUGGCUGUUUCCACUGUUUUGGCCAAAACCAUUACUGUGAUUCUGGCAUUCAAAGCCAUGAGGCCUGGAAGAACCAUGAGGUGCUUGCUGCUAUCAGGGGCUUCCAACUCUGUCAUUCCCAUUUGCUCCUUGAUCCAAAUUAUUAUCUCUGGAAUUUGGCUGGGAACUUCUCCCCCUUUUGUUGACAUAGACUCAUAUUCUGAGCCCAGAAACCUCCUCAUUGUGUGCAACAAGGGCUCAGUCACUGCAUUCUAUGGUGUCCUGGUCUACCUGGGCUUCUUGGCUCUGGGAAGCUUCACGGUGGCUUUUCUGGCCAGGAACCUACCUGACACAUUCAAUGAAGCCAAGUUCCUCACAUUCAGCAUGCUGGUGUUCUGCAGUGUCUGGGUCACAUUUGUCCCCGUAUACCACAGCACCAAGGGGAAGUUCAUGGUGGCCGUGGAGGUUUUCUCCAUCUUGGCCUCCAGUGCAGGGCUCCUAGGUUGCAUCUUUGCCUCCAAGUGCUAUAUUAUUUUGAUAAGGCCUGAUAAGAAUUCUUGGAAAGCUUUAAAAAACAGAAGAGUUUCCGAAUAA